UAGAGUAGAGCGGUGUGCGGUGUCAGUGCGUGUGCCAUUCCGCGCCGAGAAAUGGAAGCUGACGAGACGUGUUCGUCCUCCGAUACGAUAAGAGUGAGCACGUUGCCGAUAUUGCAUCUUAUCGCGCGCGAGCCCCUUGCUGUGACAGCUGUCCGCGUACUUAUUUUUUGAAGCUCUUGUUAUGACAAAGAAGGUAUCACCGGGCACGACCGGUCGCCGACCAGCCGCGUAUCCGGCCGAAAGAUUGUUGUCAUCCUAACCGUCGUCUUGAUCGUUGCCUUUGUAAGUAUCGUGCGCGUCGCGCGUCAAAGUGUUUAGUUCCUCUGUGAGAAGGAAUUGCCGGCGAGGGAUUAGUACGAGAAUUUAAAGAUCAUCGAGGANAGAGUGAUCGCGAGGAUGUGGUGUCUCGUCAGUCAAGCCAAUUCCGUCAUCCUCGAGGUGCAGGUCGAUCCGAAGGCCAUCGGUCAAGAGUGCCUCGAAAAGGCUUGCGACUGCCUGGGAGUCAGCAAAGAGUGCGAUUACUUUGGGUUAAAGUAUCAGAAUGCGAAAGGCGAGGAGCUCUGGUUAAACCUGAGGAACCCUAUAGAACGGCAGACCGGUGGCGGCGUGGCACCUCUAAGAUUCGCCCUGAGGGUUAAGUUUUGGGUGCCGCCUCACCUGUUGCUACAGGAAGCAACCAGGCAUCAGUUCUACUUGCAUUCCCGCCUCGAGCUGGUCGAUGGUAAAUUAAAGGUAUCAGAUUGGAGUUCCGUGGCCCGUCUAGUAGCGCUGAUUGCGCAAGCCGAUAGUGGUGAUUAUGAUGCGCUAUCACCGCCGCAUGCACUUUACUCUCAAUGCUGUCAUAUACAACCCGCGGAACCGUGUGAGCCAAAACCUCAAGAUUUUUUACUUCGGAUAGUUCAGCAACACAGAGAAAUCAAGGGAAUGAAAGCUUCGACUGCUGAAUAUUGGCUCUUGAAAGAAAUAUCAAAUCUCGACAUGUUCGGGCAGGAAAUGUUUCAUAGUAAAUUUGGAUACAACGGAGUUUCUAUGAUCGGCGUUGGUCCACACGGCAUUACGGUCUAUCGCAAUCAGGGCGAAGAAACGCAAAACAUACCAUAUACAGCUAUACAAAGUGCUACAUCACAACGGCGAAUGUUUCAUUUGGUUUACCUCUCGCUUGAUGGUGAAGAGACGUCGUUGGACUUUAAAUUAGACUCAAGCCAGUCCGCCAGUGGACUUUAUAGAGCGAUCACCGAGAAACAUGCAUUUUACAGCUGCGAAACAGUUAGAAGUGCAGUCACCGCGCAAUUUAUCCGUGAUUUAAAGGGGACAAUAAUUUCCAUUUUCAAUGAAGAUUCGACUCUGGGUAAGAAGUACGUGUUCGAUAUACGCAGGACUUGUCGGGAGGUUUAUGACAAUGCACGGCGUGCGCUUUAUUGCGAGGCCGCGACCAUAGCUUUGCCGGAGGAGAAUGAGAUUCUCGAAAACCACGCCUGUGGCGAAUGCGAAAAUCCCAAGUGCAAGGAAUCUCGGGAAUGUUUAGCAAGAUUACUGGACGCUAUGCUGUGCCGGAUCUGCAUGGAUCGAAGCCUAGACACCGCCUUGUUUCCCUGCGGACACGCUGUGGCUUGUUUGGAUUGCGCCCGUCGCUGCGAGCGUUGCCCAUUAUGCCGGGCCGAUAUUGACUAUUGCCGAACGAUAUACCUCCCGAUCGAGCUGACGCACAUCGAUAAACACAAUUCGAAGCUGUUGUCGGAGACAAUCGAGCCUGUAUUCGACAAGCCGGAGGAGAUAAAAGAACGAAUCUUGGACAGCGAAGCGUCGAUGAACAGUAACAUUUGAGAGUGUCGAGUCAAACGUCGAUUCAGCUCGUUUGAAAAAUUCUUCAGGAUUGUUACUUGCCGCGCAGGAAGGGCGUAUUAAUUAAGAUAUAUGCGAGAGAGUGAAGCGCUCUUCUAUUUAUCCAUCGAGUGAUUUUCGACGUUGGUGUUUCGUCGAUUUCGCGAAUUCGAUUAUCGAAAUCUUUAUUUUGCGCGACUGCUUCAGAUAUAUGCAAUUUUAUCGUUAUACGUUUGACAUUAUUCGUCAGUGUUUCUCUCCUACUUAAAUUUUUCAUUUAUCCAUUUAAUUUAUAGAAAAAAGCACCGAUAUACCAUGCGCACUCAUAAGAUCACUGUAAUUAUUUUGUUUUUAUUUAUCUUUUUGCAGAUUUUAUCAUUAUCAACAAAAUAAUUAAAUGCACUUAAUGUUGCAUUAUCGAUGUCAUUAUUCCGUAAUUUCAAAUUAUUACGAGAAUUUCUUUCACACAUGUUUCUUAAUUUUAGAUUGUUCUUUCGGUAAAAAUUACUAAGGAAAAUUCUCUUUUUUGGUUCUCUAGCCAAAGAAAUAUGUAGUAAUAGGUUUUUAAACUGAUCUCUUUCUUGUUGAUGACUAACAAAUACAGAACGAAGAGUCUGAAAAUACUGCACUUGAGAAAUAAUGGUACUGUGAUUGAAGAUGACAUUGUUGGAAAGAUACAAGGGAUACAAGGAUAUUGUAGAUAGAUCCAAUGAAAGAAUCAUGGGAUUACAUCAUUGUCCAGAUAUUUGUGAUGAUGUUGAAAAUAAUCUCUUUAUUCGAGCGACCGAAAAGUGCUAUUAGCAGCAUGGAUCUACAAGACAAUGCUGCCAACGAGUAUCAAGAAAUAUGUGAUCUAUAUUAUACAAGAUCCAAAAGCACUUUGUGAAUUUUUAUUUUUAACUGAUGAUCGGACCAAUACUUUCCUCUUGUUAUUUCAUGAUCGAUGCUUUGUUCCUCUUAGAUAGAUAUAGUUUUAUUUGGUCGUACGUUUACCUCUGGUCUAGAUAAUACUCGCAGGUUGCUUGGGUCAAAACUUUUAUCGGAAUCAAUGACCCAGUAUAUUUUUUACUACAACAUUCGUUAUUCAUUAUGCAUAUGCGAUAUCGUUUACACAAAACAACUGCUACAAUAAAAUCACUUCUAAUGUUUUGAUAAAGUAAAAUUGGAAUCAUGUGAAUAUAUAUAUGUAUAUUAAUUACGAUAUUUAGGCGUGCAACUUAUAACGGACUUGGAAUGUUUAUCACUUUAAUGUAGAUUGUAAUGAUAAAGGCAACACGAUACGGACAUCAUAUUUAGAUAUGUAUUGUGGAUCUAUUUUUAUCAUAGUGGAACAAGUAGAAACUAAAUUUAAUCAUUGCAGAAUUAUUAUUUUAAAGCGAAUUUCCUGCGAAUAGUAUCCUACUUUUUUUAAUUGAAGCAUUUUAUGCAAAGAGGAAACUUUAUUACCAUAAUAUCUGUUUAUAUAUGUACAUAAGAGACGAGAUAACCCACAGCAUUAGGGUCAAGUGAGUAAAAGUCAUGAGUUCACUAAAUGUCAAAUCUGAUUUAACAUACUAUGUGCGUAUGUCAGUAACUCAUAAUAAAAGUAAAACGACUUAAUUGUCUGUGCUUUGUUAAAAGAUAAAUCGCGCAGUAAAAAGUCAACAGCAUUUUAUAUCUAAGAAAAUACAAAGACAAGCUAUUCCUGCACAAAAAUAGCUUGUCUCUUCGUUUAAAUUGUGUAAAACCAGCUAAAA
Messenger RNA from Formica exsecta, 3557 nucleotides. It is a transcript of the gene dnr1, whose product is annotated as E3 ubiquitin-protein ligase MYLIP. Gene Ontology annotation, molecular function: ubiquitin-protein transferase activity. The transcript is spliced from 8 exons. Gene Ontology annotation, cellular component: cytoskeleton. The coding region runs from base 397 to 1824 and encodes 475 amino acids. The record is from RefSeq and is a predicted model, not a curated record. Gene Ontology annotation, biological process: ubiquitin-dependent protein catabolic process. NCBI's taxonomy places the organism in Eukaryota, Metazoa, Arthropoda, Insecta, Hymenoptera, Formicidae.